Messenger RNA from Fusarium graminearum PH-1, 1971 nucleotides. RefSeq lists its product as uncharacterized. Bases 1 to 1971 code for a protein of 656 amino acids. Gene Ontology annotation, biological process: nuclear envelope organization. The record is from RefSeq and is a predicted model, not a curated record. Lineage: Eukaryota; Fungi; Ascomycota; Sordariomycetes; Hypocreales; Nectriaceae. Gene Ontology annotation, molecular function: protein-membrane adaptor activity. The transcript has a single exon. Gene Ontology annotation, cellular component: meiotic nuclear membrane microtubule tethering complex; nuclear envelope.
AUGGCAGCCGAUCCUUGGUAUUUUGAGUGGAUGCGAUUUAGAGGUUGGCUCAGAUUCAUAUUUUGGCCACCUUAUUGGUUUGGACGUGGAGGAGGAGAUCCUUUCGAUUUCACCUUCAACGAUGAUAUCGACGAAAGUGAGGAAAGCCCAACAGAAUGGGGUCGUCUGUUCAACCCCAUGACAUAUCUUUUGGUCUUGAAGCGUUGGUUUGACGGAAUUAUGGACCGUGUCUUUCGCUUCAUUGAUCGUCUAUCUGGUAUUCAAAUUGGCCAAGUACAAAGAUCGUUUGCCGAACGCAUAGCAUGGGCUGUGGCAUUAAUCGGUUUCGCUUUCUUCCUCCUUAUGGGCUCUGGAGCUCUGCAUCACAUCCCCGAGAUUCCGGAUAUCGACUAUCUAAAGCCGAGUGUCAGUUGGCCGAGCACUGAUGGUUUCAGCUUUGGAAACAUAAUACCCUCGGUACCAACAGUGUCAUGGCCUUCGUGGCCUUCAUGGAGCAGAGACAGCGACGACCUUCCUUUCUAUGACCCGUUUGCCAUGGACGACGUUGUCAUCCCAGAUGACCACAAGAGGGCAUUGGACGCGCUCAAGAAUCAAGCCGAGAUCCACAAAAAGGCCCUCAAGAGGCUGGAAACAAUUCUUCCUCGGAUCGUGCACAUGGAUCUCGUCAAAGGACGCCCGUCAAUCAAGCCCGAGUUCUGGCAUGCUCUUCAAGAUCAUCUCAGAGAGAGCGGAAGCUUCUUGAAUCUUGACAACAAGCGUGGUAACUACGAGAUCUCUUCUGAACAGCAGUGGAAAGCGAUCGUGGCACGCCUCGGAAAAGAUCCCACCUUCAAGGGGAAGCUCGAUGGCAUUGUUGGCAACGCGAUCCAAGACAGACUACCAAACUUCUGGGAUACGUGGUUCAGAAACAACAAUGCCGUGCUCGAACCGCUCGUGGAAAAGGCAAUGGCUAAGAAACAGACUGCCGGCUCAGGAGCUGCCUUUGAUCAAAAACUUUCCAAGAUUGUCAGCGACCAGCUUCGCAAGCAGAACCAAACUGCUGUUUCUCGGGAUGACUUCCUGGCACAUCUCAGGGACGAUUUGACAAAGCAUGAAUCACAAGUUCAAGCCGAGUUUAGUAGACUCAAAUCGGACAUGGAUAAUCACAUCAAGGAGUCCAUUCGAACUGCCAAGAUGAUGGCUCCCCAGACGAUGUCUAAUACUGAGAUGAAGCAGCUCAUUCGAAAGAUCGUCCACCAAACUCUUACCGAUGUCAGCCUCACAGCUGUCGCCAAGAGCAAGAUUCAUGCCCACUGGCACUCCGAUCUCAAAUACCAGGUCAACUUUUUCGGUAUCGGGGCUGGGGCUACCAUGGAAACGCAUUAUACAGCGCCUGACUGGAACCCAUACACGGCCCGAACCACUGAAAAAGACGCCCUCGCGCUUGGCCUCACAGGGAUUCAUCCUCGUCCUCGUAUCGAGGUGCUUCUCCCCUGGCAAGAGGAGGGAGACCGCUGGUGCGGAUCACAUGCGGUAGAUUCUGACGGGAGACCUCAUGGUGUUGGAGUUUCUAUCCAUCUGGGCCAUUUGGUCAUCCCCGAAAACAUUGCUGUUGAACACAUUCACCCCAACGCAACACUGGACCCUGAUGCUCGACCACGACACAUUGAAGUCUUUGCCAAAUUUGAAUUCAAGGAAGAACAAGAGCUUGUGCGCGACUAUUCAUCGAACAAGUUCCCCGAGAACAUCAACGGCUGGAACUUUAACCCUUCUCCUUUACCAGAUUCGUUCGUCAAGAUUACACAAUUCGAGUAUCAAGGCGAUGAAUUGAAUGAAGGCGUACACGUUCAUCACAUCAACGAUGAAUUCGCCAAUUUGGGCAUUCCGACGGACCAUGUCAUCAUUCGUGCUAUGAGCAACUAUGGUGCGCCGGAUCACACGUGCUUUUACCGGGUGAGGUUGUUUGGAAGACCGGUGGAUGAAUUGUCGUGA